This is a messenger RNA of Chrysoperla carnea, 1509 nucleotides long. RefSeq lists its product as uncharacterized. Gene Ontology annotation, biological process: regulation of transcription by RNA polymerase II. The coding region runs from base 16 to 981 and encodes 321 amino acids. Gene Ontology annotation, molecular function: RNA polymerase II cis-regulatory region sequence-specific DNA binding; DNA-binding transcription factor activity, RNA polymerase II-specific. Gene Ontology annotation, cellular component: nucleus. The record is from RefSeq and is a predicted model, not a curated record. Lineage: Eukaryota; Metazoa; Arthropoda; Insecta; Neuroptera; Chrysopidae. The transcript is spliced from 2 exons.
CGUUUUAAUUUCAGAAUGGCUGAAAUGAAUUCGAAUACAAUGUAUUCAACAAUUUCAUGUCCAACAUUAGAAAAGACUGCAACACUCUCUGUACAUGGACGAAUUAAACAAAAUCCUGAUUAUGCGAUCAGACAAAUUUCACAAAAAUAUGAUUCAUAUCAAGCAUUAAUUUAUCAUCAUGCUGGUAUACCACCACGACGUCGGCUAUCAUCCACUGGUGAUGGCAGCGCAGGUGAUUCCAGUACAACAGCUUCAGGCAGUAGUUAUGGUGAACGUGAAGAAGGCAGUGAAGGUCCACCAGAAUCUGAUGAGGCUGAUCGUGAAGAAUCUGAUACAAUGUCACAAUCAGGACAUGUUACAGAAAACGAACGUUUACAAGUGGAAACAUUUUUUAGAGGUUUAAAAACACAGGUAUAUGUCUGCAGUUCAUUAGCAAACCUAUAUGUCGGCACAACAGCAAAAAAUUCCGAAUGGGAACUUCGUUACACAGGCAUUCCAGUUGUGCUGUUAGACACAGGUGAAACACGAUCACGUGAUAAACGCCGUAUACAAAUCCUGUUAGCAGAACGUGGUACAUGUUUUACAUUAUGGCGUGACACAAUUGAUAAUUUAACCUCAUACAAAGUAUCUGGCCGAGCAUUCCAUACAAUGUAUUUAUCAUCUGAUCAUAGCCAAUUAAUUGGAUUCAGUUUUGAUACAGCACAAGCAGCACACGAUAUGUGGACACAUAUCGAACGUCUUGUAUCUGAUCCAGAAAAUAUAUCACUAUCAGUACCCGGUAGAAAGAAAAAGAAACAACCAAAAUUACCAAAACCUGCACCUCUACCACCAAAAUCACACAUUUCUCAGCCAUGUUGUUUUCAACAUGUCACUUCUGUCGAUGUAACCGAUCGAAAACGUUAUUUUUCAAUGCAAGCUUUGGUGCCAAUUAUCAACGAUGUGCAAUCAAGGCAGUUACCGCCAACUGAAGAACAAUACUAAAUGUUCUUUUGUUUGUUUGUUUUUUUUUUAAUAAUAAUAUUUAAUGACAGCGUAACAACUUCAAAUGUAAAAAAAUAUUUUUAAAAGAUUACAAUCAUGAUGUAAGUAGAGACAGCUUAGCAAUGCCAUCAAAGAUUAAGCAUUCGUCAAGCUAAUGUCGUAAUAAGAAAAAAACUUUUAAAAGCAAAGAAAUAUACCAUGAACUUUUAAGAGCAUUCAAGAGAUAAGCGACGUAAAACCCUGGUGUUGUGUUAGGUUACAUUAGCCAAUCAGAAGUAUGUAUGUUACGUAACGUUACAAGUAAUGAUAUCUGAUUGGUUAACGCUACUCAAUGGAAUAAGUAUAACUGAAGCCUAAUCGUUAGGGUAAUUUACUUUUAUUAAAACAUAAGUAAAAAGGAACGAGAAGUGUCGUGGGACACCCAGUAAGAACUGGAUGUUCUAACUAUAUUCCUUUCGUACCUUGGUGCAUUAUAAAAGUAGCGCUUACGUUUUUUAAUUUCAAGGUAUUUUCUGAAAAUUUACGGUA